AUGGCUUCAUGGAAAUUGGUUCUCGAGCCAGCCAACGAGGGCAAAAUCAAAUAUACCUCAUUCGCCAAUGCCAGAAAGUAUUUCGCUAUCGAUGCUUCAGGAUCUACAAAUGGCAUUCGAUUCAUUUCGGAACGUAAUUUCGCAGAUGGGAUUCACGAAACCUCUGUACGAAAAGAUGAAGAUAGAGUCACGAGAUGGGGUUGCAACUGUGAAGACCCAACGAAUUGGGAGCAAUGUUUCUGGGCUCCUGACCAGGGUGGAACGCAGCCACAACACAUAUUGAGGAACCAGAAGUCGAUUCAAGCGAUUCGUAAUUCUGAUAUUUGGUUCUUACUUACAGAUGGAGAGGUCCCUAAUUCUGAGGUGCACACGCUAGCGGGGUUGGGACAAGAACUGGGAGUGUUUGAUUGCGCGACAGUGUUUUUGAUUACUUCAAAUACAAGGAAUGCACCAAAUCAUGCCAAUGUGUCUGUGGGUAUCACAUCCUACGCAAAUUGUGCGAAUGCACUAUGCCUAUUCAAAGAUUAUAAAAGCAAUCGAAUUUAUGUAAUAGGCAGCAAAGGCGCUUUUGCAGCAUUAGAUCAAGCAGAAGAUUACGAUACGUGGGAGAAAUUGACCAGUUUUCCUAGCGAAGCAGCGCUGAUUCAGAAAAUCACCGAGUUGGAGAUUCAUGUCCCAACAGCCGAAACGAGAAUUGCAACACCAACUCAGCUCAAUUUGGGCGAAGAAUGGAACGCCGCUCACAAUAAUUCCCAACCUACCUUGGUAGAUAUUGACAUGCUUCUUCGAGCGGGAUUCAUCUCGGAUGAAGAUCGUGAUCUACUCUUUUCAGACGAAGCACUCGAUGCUCUGCUUCUAGCUUGCAAGUCUCGCGGAAAGCUGAAUGAGCUUAGAUCAUUCCUUCUCGCCCAAAAGGUCGAACAAUUGACCGUCAAACUCGAAGACGUAUCUGGUGCUGCGGGUCUCAUUCAUCUUCUUGCUGAUCAAGAAAUAUCUAGCGAGACUAGAACCCUCCUGCAAUCCAAGCUAAGAGACUCCCAUGAGGCAAACCGUAAAGCUUAUACCGCAGCUCAAAAUAAUGUACAACUUAAAGCUAUUCGGGAUCGCAAUCGAAGAGUGGAUGUAGCGUUGCGUGCUCUGUCUGAUUCAGAGAAGUCUUGGUUUACAGCAGAAAUUCUCUCGAGAAGGUCAAACCGAGCACGACGCGCUGAAGAAAUUUCCGCAGACUCUGCAGUGGAUGUUUCGGUACUAGAUCUUGAAGCCCCAGGCUUUAGAGGUGAAUGCCAGAUUUGCUGCGGGGACAAUGAAGUUCUGUCUAUUGCUCUCAAAGUACUGAGCGCAGAUGCUAUGGCAGCUAACACCGAUAACUUUGCUCUUGACUUCCCAUUGGCAGCCGGGAGAUUCGAAGCAAACAUGAAUAUACUGUCUAGUCAGUGUAUUUGUUUCCAAUGUGCAUUAUUUGGAAGACCCGGUCAUUCUAUCUACGGAGAAGAAAUCGCUGCUAUUAUUCCCACUCUAGAGUACACUAGUAGCAAUAAAUGGUAUAUUCACCAGCAGUUGUACAGAGCGCUCAAUGCGGGGCUCAAAACUGGCGUUCCAGCUAUGGGACAAUUGUUUGCGACAAUUUUGGAUCGUACGUUAAGGGCCAAGAAGUGGGCUGGUGCCGGCUUUGAGGAUGAGAAAGGAAGUAUAGAUACAGAAGUCCUACAGAGAAGAGAUGCAAUAACUUGGCUCCUGAAUAAUACAAUCUCACGUCUCCGCGUGAGGGAAACAUUCAACGAACUGGGUCAAUGGACCACCUACCCGCUCGCUCUUACUUGGACGGCACAAGAUUUUCAAAAAGAAGGCUUGACAUCUUGGUGCAUCAAUUAUCCCGUCGCAGGUUUUAUGCAACUGCUACGAUUCGGAAAAAUGCUGAAUGUAUUCUCGGACGAAAUUAUCACCGAUAUGAAGAAUACCAAAUUCCUGCAUUCAUUCGUCUCAACCUUCUUUGCACGGCUUUACAAAAACAUGGGUAAAUCUCGCCACUGGACAAAACCUCUGUUGGAAAUCCUUUACGUGGAAUUCAAUGACGAUCUAAUUCCAAAAGAUCUGGGAGGUGAUGCAUCGAUAUUAAGAUCAGUAUCGGCAUUCUGGAAUACAAUGAUGACUUUCAUGCCUGCAGAAGAUUUUCUCAAUGGCUGGACAGAGGAAGAAUUAAGAAAGAUGAUGUCUCGAAUACAAAUUCUCGCUUUCUGGCUAGUAUUUCACCAAACGGCACAUACAUCCGCCAAAACCUAUUUCGCACAAUUGCGCUCCAAGGAACCUUUAGCUGUUGUUUUGCUGGACACAAAGGCCAGGGUUCCUGAAAAUGCUGUUAGUGAAAUACUGCUGGGUAUAUUCAUCGAAUCUAAGCCAGAAUUCAAGAAUAGAGAUGCGUAUACCAGCCACAAAGAUGUUGUGGUCCCUUUUGAGAAUCCGUUUGGUGCGUCGGCAAUGCACUGCGGAGCUCCAGAUUGCGGGGUUUCUUUCCUACCAGAAGAAGUCUCCUUAAAGCAAAUUGCAAACGGGGAAAUAGAAUGGAUACCGCGACUACUGGAUCAAGUAAGGAAGAAGAGAAGAGAUCAUCUAAUCGAUAUUUUCGGAGUUCUUGGAAACCAGGAGAAAGAAAUAAGUGAAACAGGAUUACCAGGUGUAACGAAGAUCCCAUCAAGGCCAAAUGAAAUCCACAGCUGCAUGCACAUAGGCAUCGUCAAAACAUGGGCUACACUGACGCGCAAGGAGAAAAGAAAUUUGACAGGUGCCAUUCAAUCUUCGCUGACAGGUGAUUGUGAUGGAGAGGAUUAUAGAUUAAUCAAGGAGUUUGUAAUUAAAGCGAAGAAAUGCAUUUGUGGGGUUGGGAGGGGCAAUAUUUAUUCGGCAACACUGGAGAGAGAUGUCAGGGCUGUGUUGCCUAGCUUCCUGGAGGUUCUGAAGGCGGGGUUAGCGAUCGAGAAGGAAGAGGGGAUGUGCGAGGAUGUGAGUUUGUAUGAGUUUGAUUUUGAAGAGAAUAGAGUGGCAGGAAAAAUUCGGUGGGAGGUGGAAUCUCUGAGAAGGAAGGGGCUUGUUUAA
Messenger RNA from Botrytis fragariae, 3090 nucleotides. Its product is annotated as putative mg754 protein. Lineage: Eukaryota; Fungi; Ascomycota; Leotiomycetes; Helotiales; Sclerotiniaceae. Bases 1 to 3090 code for a protein of 1029 amino acids. The record is from RefSeq and is a predicted model, not a curated record. The transcript has a single exon.